Mytilus trossulus (common blue mussel) is the source of this 1112-nucleotide messenger RNA. RefSeq lists its product as uncharacterized. Gene Ontology annotation, molecular function: protein binding. The transcript has 2 exons. NCBI's taxonomy places the organism in Eukaryota, Metazoa, Mollusca, Bivalvia, Mytilida, Mytilidae. Bases 218 to 1018 code for a protein of 266 amino acids. The record is from RefSeq and is a predicted model, not a curated record.
GCCUAAAAUACAAUGGCGAUUUUAUGCACAUUAAACCUUUGUGUCUGAUAAAGUAUACAAAUAGUCUUUUUUCGAGCACAACCCACCAAAUUAGGAAAAGUUACAUUUUCAGAACAUAACAAGAUCCGUGCAGACGGUUAGGUUUGGAGAAGUCAGCAUUAGUUCUGAUCCAUUCGAUUUGACAUUUCAGAAACGGGAGGAAAGACAAGCCCAUACAAUGGAAGCUCUCCAAACCAGGAAUAUUGAGAACCUGACUCUCACAUUAAAGAAACAUAUCAAUACAGGGAUGUUGGAUGUCCGGGGUUGUACACUGUUACCUGAUGGUGGGAUGGUAUUCUCUUCUUUUGGCGGAAGCAGAGUUAUCGUAAUGACAUAUGAUGAUAAGACUUCAGACAUGUUAAAACAUUUCAAAAUAGAUAAAUUUGGUAGUACGUGUGAUGUAAUAUCAAUUGGUAAUGAUUCAAUUGCAGUUACAUCUGGUGACUCAUACGAAAUUAAUAUAAUCGACAUAAAGAACAACAAACUGAAAGAAACAAUAAAAUUAAAGUCAUUCAAUUAUGGAGUGGCAUACAAAGAUGGACAAUUGAUUUAUAGUGCCAGGGAAAAAGGACUACAGGCGAUUAGUCUUAGUGAUAAAUCCAUUACUGAUAUUACCAAUAUCCGACUCCCAGGCUUUGCGUAUGUUACAAUAUUCAAUGACAAACUUUUUUUCACAAACACUAGCAAUCACAGUGUAACAUGUUGUGAUUUCCAUGGUAACCUACUGUGGAUGUUCUAUGAUGAAAGUAUUCUGACAUCCCCACUGGGUAUUUCCGCAGACAAUGAUGGUAACGUGUUUGUAGUGGGAUUCGGUACUAAUAAUGUGGUCGCCAUCUCUCCUGAUGGACAACGUUACAGACAACUUUUAUCACGUGAUGAUGGACUGAUGAAUCCAACAGUUCUGCACUAUGACACAUCUACUAAUAAGUUAUUAGUCGCAAAUUUCCGUGAAGAGGCGUUUGUGUUCCAAGUUCAAUGAAUAUUGUUUUCAGUAUAAACUUACCACAAACAAAAGAUUUCAUUGUGCUAGGUUAAUGACUAGAUUUUAUAAUAAAAUACUUGCUUUGCUCUGA